Messenger RNA from Fopius arisanus, 1636 nucleotides. RefSeq lists its product as uncharacterized. Bases 339 to 1556 code for a protein of 405 amino acids. The record is from RefSeq and is a predicted model, not a curated record. The transcript is spliced from 4 exons. NCBI's taxonomy places the organism in Eukaryota, Metazoa, Arthropoda, Insecta, Hymenoptera, Braconidae.
AACUUUUGAAAUCUUUGAAUCGUCAAGGAUAUACUAGUAACAUUAUGAUUUAUAAAGCGAUAGGAGUUUGUGAUAAGAGAUAAAAGCUAGAUAAAUGAUACGCGUGGAGUGUCCAUCUUAAUUUCAAACGCAUUCUCCAAUCCAUAAAUAAAUUUAUACUCAGUCUAGGGGUAUAUAAACUCGUCUGUUGCCAUAAUCAAACUCUAGUCGAGUAUGAAUCAACCGUGUGUCAUGGGCUCGAUAAAAAUGGAGCCUCCGAGCACUGAAACUAUUACUGAAUUUUUCGAAGAUAGUCCAGUUGUGAGUGGGAAUUCACUAGUGUAAUAACACAACGCCUCAUGAUUCUGGAUAGAAUCGAUCCUGGAGACGUCUUCUUCCAGAACGUCCUGCACUGGGGAAUGUGUGAUGAUACGAUUCAGGAUGUUGAGUUGGUAGAGAAAAAGGCCGCGGUGAAAAAAGGAGAGAAUUAUCUGAGUUACUUGACAAGAUUUACUCUCAAAUACAUUUGCAGUGAUGGUCACAAUGGAAAAGUAGAGAAGAGAGCUCAUCUGAUCAUGAAAGAGGAGCCAAAUGCGAAUGUUAAGACUCUGGAAUAUAUUCGUGAUCUCGAUGUCUUCCAGACUGAGCGGUACAUGUUGGAGGAAAUUGUUCCGAAGGUGGAGAAACUUGUUGGAAAAAGAUUGGGCCCCAAAGUGUAUUACUCAUCGAAUGAACCAUGUACUAUCGUUAUGGAAGAUUUAAUUUCACUCGGCUUUCAGAAUAGAAAUCGUAAAAACGGAUUGAAUAAAGUUGAAGUAUCCAUUAUACUGAAAUAUAUCGCGAAUUUUCAUGCCGGAUCAAUUUUAUUGAACGAGCAGAAUCCUGGGUGUGUUUCCCGCCUGACGACUGGCUUUAUCAGUAGUAAAACACCCGAGGCAUUUUUCUCAUUUAUUUCAAAAGGUUUGAAAUCUAUUGCAGAGCAAAUCUGCAAUUGGAUGGAUCCAAAGUUUAUCCCAAUAUCUGAUAAACUCCACAAGAAAUCCAGAGAAAUUUGUCAAAAUCUUCAGCGAACUUAUCAAUAUGAUGAAGACGAAUUUCAGGUCUUGAAUCAUGGAGAUUUGUGGGUCAAUAACCUCAUGUUCAAAGAUGACAAGAAUGGAGAACCACUGGAAAUGCGUAUGGUUGAUUAUCAAAUGUGUGUUUGGACAUCACCUGCAGUCGAUCUUCUGUACAUCUUCAAUAUUGUUCCUGAGACCAAUAUCAAGAUGAUCCACGAUGACAUCUUUUUACAACACUACCUGACUCAUUUAUCAAAUACCAUGGCACGAAUUGGGUGCACUGCGAAUCCCCCAACUUUGGAACAACUGAAAAAAUCAAUGUAUAAGCGUCGAGAUUAUGGUAUUAUGGCAGGGCUCACUUUUUGGCCGAAGAUGAUUGCAGAGGACGACGAAAUCGAGGACCUGGACGUCGUUCUUGAACGAGGAGAGGCAUCAGUUGAUCUUCUGAAGAAUCCGAAAGCCCGAGAAACAUUGGCGAAAAUCCUCCCUAUGUUGGAUGAAAGGAAUUAUUUAGAUUGAAUAUUGCACUAUUUUUUAUUCCCUUUGUUUACAUAUGUACAUAUUAAAAUCAUUAUUAAUCAAUUAAUAAAAUUUUUAUC